This is a messenger RNA of Penicillium canariense, 1092 nucleotides long. Its product is annotated as H(+)-transporting V0 sector ATPase subunit d. Gene Ontology annotation, cellular component: proton-transporting V-type ATPase, V0 domain; fungal-type vacuole membrane; vacuolar proton-transporting V-type ATPase complex. Gene Ontology annotation, biological process: vacuolar acidification; vacuolar transport; proton transmembrane transport. Gene Ontology annotation, molecular function: proton-transporting ATPase activity, rotational mechanism. Lineage: Eukaryota; Fungi; Ascomycota; Eurotiomycetes; Eurotiales; Aspergillaceae. The transcript is spliced from 4 exons. The coding region runs from base 1 to 1092 and encodes 363 amino acids. The record is from RefSeq and is a predicted model, not a curated record.
AUGGAGGGCCUCUUUUUUAAUGUUAAUGGCGGCUACGUCGAGGGCAUUGUUCGGGGGUAUCGGAACAGCCUUCUGAGCGGCCAGAACUACAACAACUUGACACAAUGCGAAACUAUUGACGAUGUGAAGCUGCAGCUGGGCCCAGCCUACGGCGACUUUCUUGCCGCUCUCCCCCCGAACCCCUCCACCUCUGCCCUCGCAGGCAAGAUGACCGACAAGAUGGUCUCUGAAUUCCGGUACCUCAUCGCCCAGUCCGUCGGCUCGACUGCCAAAUUUCUCGAGUACUUGACAUACGGCUACAUGAUUGACAACAUCGCCCUCUUGAUCACCGGUACCCUGCACGAGCGAGACACUCGGGAACUCCUGGAGCGAUGCCACCCGCUCGGCUGGUUCGAGACUCUUCCGGUGUUGUGUGUUGCAACCAACAUCGAGGAGCUGUACAACUCGGUGCUGAUCGAGACCCCCCUCGCCGCGUAUUUCAAAGGCAGCCUCAGCCACCAGGAUCUGGAUGAACUGAACAUUGAGAUCGUCCGCAACACUCUGUACAAAAACUACCUGGAGGACUUCUAUAACUUUGUAAACUCCCACCCGGAUUUCGCUGGUCCGACCCAGGAAGUCAUGUCGGAGAUUCUGCAAUUUGAGGCUGACCGCCGCUCCAUCAACAUCACCCUCAACUCCUUCGGCACGGAGCUCUCCAAGCAAGAGCGGAGGAAGUUGUACCCCGAGUUUGGCAACCUCUAUCCCGAGGGUAGUUUGAUGCUUUCUCGUGCUGAGGAUGUCGAGGGUGUGGCCUUGGCUGUUAGUGCCGUCGCUGAUUACAAGAACUUCUUCGACGCCGUGGGUCUGAGCCAAGGUGGCGGCGGCCUUGGUGGCAUGGGCGGAGGCCCUGCCGACGGCAAGAGCCUUGAAGAUCUCUUCUACCAGAAGGAGAUGGAGAUGUCGAAGGUUUUGUUCACCCGACAGUUCACGCCCGCGGUGGUAUAUGGGUGGAUGAAGCUGAAGGAGCAGGAAAUCCGGAAUGUCACCUGGAUCUCGGAGUGCAUUGCCCAGAACCAGAAGGAGCGGAUUGGCAACUUCAUCUCCGUCUUCUAG